CAAAUAUGGACUUCACCAAUCACAUUUUCGAACAUGAAAAUUUACCAGAUGAACUCCUCAGUGAAGGGGUAGCUUCUUCUGAAGUUCGAGGAUCAGACAAGAUCCUUAAUAAUAUGAAAAGAAAGUCUUUUACUCCUGACAAAAAUAAUCUUGCUGAAAAAUUUGAGUUUGUGCCUUGAAAGACUCCCAAAAAUUUCUCAAAGGAAAGCUUUGAUCAAAGUGGGGAAAAUUUUUGAAAGAAAACUAGAGCUAAAUCGUAUUAUAAGGAUGAAGAGCCUUUUAAAUAUCUCAAAAAGAGUCCUACCAAGUCAUUAAAUGAAAGCCCAGAAGAGAUACGAAGUUUGAAAUCUGAUAUUAGCAGCCUAUUAAGGCAGGCUGCUCGGUUACGAAAUAAAUCAAAAAAAAUUCUACAAAGCCCCAAGAUUAGUAAAGAAGAAUCCUCCUUGAAGGCUGGUGAUUGAUGUUUUGUCACAAUGAAAGAUAUUGGAACUCUCUAAGCUCAGAGCACUCUAAUAAUAGUUUUAAUAAACUUUUGAUA
This is a messenger RNA of Moneuplotes crassus, 538 nucleotides long. Lineage: Eukaryota; Ciliophora; Spirotrichea; Euplotida; Euplotidae. The record is from the annotation of a GenBank genome assembly.